GUCGGCGGUGGACACGCCCCUGCCGCUGUGGCGCGCGCGCGCCGACGCUCUUCCACGUCCUCCGCUCCCGCGGGCCCAAUGGUCGGAGAAGGCGCUGCGUGUGCGUGCAAGGCCGGGGACGGAGCGGAAUAAAACCCAACAUGGCGGCGCCCGUCUUAAGAGUGUCCACCCCUCGGUGGGAAAAAAUAGCCAGGUUCCUCGUCUGCCUGCUGGGAAUACUGCUAUCCGUAUACGCGUUUCACGUGGAAAGGGAGAAAUCGCGGGACGCGGAUUACCGGGCCAUGUGCGACCUCAGCAACUCUAUCAGCUGUUCCAAAGUGUUCGGAUCAAGAUGGGGUCGAGGAUUUGGCUUGUUGGGGUCCAUCUUUGGUAACAACAGUGCAAUAAAUCAACCAAACAGUGUCUACGGACUAUUGUUUUAUGUCUUUCAGCUGUUAUUAGGUUUGACUGCGAGCGCGAUGGCCGCCCUGAUUCUAAUGACCACGUCCAUCGUCUCGGUGAUAGGCUCGAUGUACCUGGCCUACAUCCUCUACUUUGUCCUGAAAGACUUCUGCAUCAUCUGCAUUACCACAUAUGCACUGAACUUCAUUCUACUCGUGCUCAACUACAAGAGGCUGGUCUACUUGAACGAGGCCUGGAAGCAACAGCUGAAGCGGGACUAAAAGAAAAAAAAUGAAAAUACAAGGAUAAGAGAAAAACAAAGAAAAUAAAUGUGACCUCCGAACAUUUGACUUGCCACCGGGAGACCUUGCUUCCAAACCAGUGUCUAUUCUGCGUACAUGUUAAAAAAAAAAAAGAAAAGAAAACAACAACAAAAAAACACAGGAAAUACCCAAUCUGAAGAAAAUUGAAAUCCUAGGGCCACAGAUCGCAAGUUCAUUUGCAUUAACAAACAAAGGAAUUGAUUUUUUUUUUUUUUGUAUUGUGUUACUUGCUCAUGAGGGAUGUGGGCCAGGAUAAGUCGAGUCGAAUAAAAGAGCGCGUGCAGAGAAACAGCUACGAUUAUGGAAGUCCAGGAGAAGUAUAGAGAAGGCAUAGGCCUGUUAAAUGGUGCUUACUUGAAUCCAGUGGAGUGGACUUGAAGUCCUGUUUUUCUUGUAGAGAGCUGUACAUCAACUGAAUUAUGGUCUUUUUAAUGAAUAAAAGUGCAUGAUCAUGAGGUUUAUGUACGGAUCACAGAGGUAAUUCCAUAAAAAGGCUAGAAAUCGUAAAGCGAAUAAAUUGUACCUUUUUUUUUUUUUUUUUUUUUUAUGUUUACAGUAUUUUUUUUUUUAUUUCUUUUUGAAUAAGACCACUAAUUUUAAACUGUGGGAGAAUUGUGAGAUGUUGGUGUGUAGAUGAAAAUUGUCCUACAUUUUUUUUCACUUUUUUUUUUUUUUUAUCCUGCACUUCCCUCAGCGGAUAUCGUAUUGAAGAUAUUCAGUUUGUUUGUUUUUUGUGGAAAUAACGAGGAGGAAACAAAAUUCAGCAGCGUCACAUCCGAAAAGGAAAAAUGUUCGAAUUGAGAUCAUCCUACAGUUGUGUUGUAGAUCUGCACCAAGCUCUCACAUUCCAGUUUUUACUUUUCAUAGCGAUUACUAGGCAUCAGUUUAGUCAUAAAUUUGUUUCAAUUGCACCUAAGGAGGAGUGUAUGGUUCCUUCUUAUUCCUAGGUCAGGCGUAAUGUUUUUUUUUUUUUUUUAUUAUUUUUAUUUUUUUGGGGGGGGAGAACUCGGGAGUUCACGGUGGUGAAAAAGCUAAAUUGUGAACGAGUCUUCGGGCACAGUGCAUACUUCUCUCCACCCUGCUGAGACAGCUCUUCAGACAAGCUCCCUUUUCUGUACUCUAUUGUAAAUACUCUUGUAUGUCAGCAUUCCUGUACACACAGUAACAUUCACUAGAAAAUAAUGUGCCUAAAUUUUUUUUUUUUUGUCCUUGACUCGAAAUGUGUUGUACUUAAAAGUAUUCCAUUGUG
This is a messenger RNA of Silurus meridionalis, 1953 nucleotides long. RefSeq names its product vitamin K epoxide reductase complex, subunit 1-like 1 (gene vkorc1l1). Gene Ontology annotation, molecular function: vitamin-K-epoxide reductase (warfarin-sensitive) activity. Bases 141 to 662 code for a protein of 173 amino acids. Lineage: Eukaryota; Metazoa; Chordata; Actinopteri; Siluriformes; Siluridae. Gene Ontology annotation, biological process: peptidyl-glutamic acid carboxylation; vitamin K metabolic process. The transcript has 3 exons. The record is from RefSeq and is a predicted model, not a curated record.